Molecule: messenger RNA, 941 nt
Organism: Drosophila rhopaloa
Lineage: Eukaryota; Metazoa; Arthropoda; Insecta; Diptera; Drosophilidae
Exons: 6
Coding region: 41-844 (267 amino acids)
Source: RefSeq, a predicted model, not a curated record
UCACAUGACACAAACAAAAUCCACACAAUAAAAUUUAACAAUGGAACCCAUGCCUGAAAAAAAUUCGUACUACAGAAGGGAGAGAAGGAAAUUUGCCCUGAUCACCUACCUCCUGACCGGAAUAUUUUUGAUUGUGGCGCUGGUGCAGUGGGUUCUUUUCUACUUUAUAGGCUUUUUAAACGAUUUCUUUACUGUUCACUAUUGGGUGAGCUGUAUUUUCUUUGGGAUAGGCCUAGUACUGCUUGUUCUUUUCAUUUUCUUUGAGGCAUUGCGUUUCAAUAACAUGGUAAACUGGUUGUUUGCAGUGCUAAUUUUUGAGUGCAUAGUGCUGGGCAUGGUACCUUUGAUUGUUCGGCACUAUAGAUUUCAAUUCCUUUUUAGCUUCAUCAUAUGGGCCCUGGUUUUGGUACUCUUCAUUGCGUGCGGCUCCUUUUUACCGCUUGAUCUGACUUUGGAUGUGGUGGUAUUAUUUGUCCUCGCCGUGGUGUCCAUUAUUGGCGCUAUAUACUUCGUGAUGCUUUACAUCGUGGUAAACGCUCCGUAUUCGUUUAUCAUCGCUCGAUGCUUUAUCGUCAUCAGCAUAUUGAUGUUCGUCAUGUACCACGCGCAGAUUAUCAAUGGUGGAAGGUUUGCCGAGAUGCGCACGAAUGACUAUUUCCUAGGAGCCCUUAUACUGUUCCUCGAUUUCCUUCUCAUGUACCUUUUCUCCUUUCAACUGGCUCCAAAGUGGUCGGACCUUUGUGACCUACAACUAUCGAACAAUUUUGUGCUGUUCAAGGACACCACGACGGAUGAGCCAUCUUAUUAUAACUGGACAACAGAAUAUACCAGCACUACCCUCUAAGACCAAAGUUACCCAACACUACGCGCUGUUGGCGCCACACACACAGCUGCCAGCUGAUUUCAUUUCGCGUUCUACCGGUGAACAAACUUUAAUUGGC